AGCUUUCACUCCCUGCAGACACUGCCGUACUGGCCCGUAUAAAUAGCGGCCGUGACCACUGGCCAGGCACAUUUCGGCAGCAGCAGCAGCAGCAGCAGCAGCAACAACAACUCCCACAGCCAUGAACACCCUGAUCGUCCUGAGCGCCGUCCUGGCCGUCGCUAUGGCUAAGCCCGGCUACCUGAGCGCCGCCCCCGCUGCAGUAGUCGCCCCCGCUGCCUACGCCGCCCCCGCUGUGGUCGCCGCCCCCGUGCACGCCGGCUACGCCGCCUACGGCCCCGCCCCCGUCGCCGUGCGCUCCGACGGCUACCUGCUGGACACCCCUGCCGUCGCCGCCACCAGGGCCGCCCACCUGACCGCCGUCGCCCAGACUCAGGCCCGUGACGCCGUCGUCAACGGCGCCGCCGCCCUGGCCGCCCACACCGCCCACGCCUACGCGGCCCACGCUUACGCCGCCCCCGCCGUUGCGUAUGCCGCUCCUGCUCCCGUGGCCUACGCCGCCCCCGCUGCCUAUGCCGCCCAUGGCGCUCUCACCGCCGCCGCCCAUCUCCAAGCUAAGGCUGCUCUGCUGGGCUGAAAUGUCUACUUCUACAACAGACCACUUCUUCCCUAAAUAGCAGAAAUACAAAGAAAAUUAAAAAAUUAUAAUAAACACCAACAAGAAACAUA
Molecule: messenger RNA, 669 nt
Organism: Schistocerca serialis cubense
Lineage: Eukaryota; Metazoa; Arthropoda; Insecta; Orthoptera; Acrididae
Product: cuticle protein 16.5-like
Exons: 2
Coding region: 122-577 (151 amino acids)
Source: RefSeq, a predicted model, not a curated record